UAGUCAACACUCCACACCAACAAAAAUCCCUUUCAUCUUCUUCAAUCCAGACACUUUACUCUCCACACAUAGCACAAUAAACCAAAAAAAAUCAAAAACUAUGUCCGAUUACAACACCCAAAACAACAGCGGAACAGCCUGUUUCCGCUGUUGUUUUAGUUUCGUCCUAACUCUAGGACUUACGGCCCUCUUUAUGUGGCUAAGUCUACGUACUUCAAAUCCAGUAUUAUCAAUCCAAGAUGUUUACAUUCCGGCCUUAAACAAAACCUUGAACUCCACAUCUUACCAAUCCAUUUACCUCGAUAUCAAACUCGAUAACGAAAAUAAGGACAAAGGUAUUUACUAUGAUCAAAUUAACAUCACUAUACGAUACCAUGAUCAAAUAAAUGCUACUAAACCUAGCCAAAAUAUUCCUAUAUCGAAUUACACGAUACCCGGGUUUUAUCAAGGUCAUAAAAAACAUACUCGGAGAAAAAACUGGACGGAUACUCAUGGGCUAUUGCCAUUAGAUGGAAUGGCGAUAUUUCGGGUUGACUUAAUGACUGGGAUUCGGUUUAAGAUAUUGUUUUGGAAGACCAAGAAACAUAGGAUUAAUGUUGGUGCUGAUUUUGAAGUUAGUGAUAAAGGUCAGAAAGUGCAAAAGAAAGGUACAAGGUUGAAAUCCGGUGUACCGGGGUUGUUUUCCGGUCAUUCUCCUGGAGCUUCGUUAUUGGUUGGUUUUAUUACUUUCGAAUUGGUGUUUUUUUAAAUAUUUUAUUUAAAUAGAUGUAGAUUGGUUUUACGUUUUAGACUUGACAACAAUUUGGUGUCUUGUAUUUGUAGUUGUGUUUAUAUUAAUUGUUAAUUCAUUACAGUAUAAUGAUUAUGAAGUGGUUGUUAAUUUGUUAU
This is a messenger RNA of Erigeron canadensis, 888 nucleotides long. Its product is annotated as protein NDR1-like. Gene Ontology annotation, biological process: defense response to other organism. The record is from RefSeq and is a predicted model, not a curated record. Lineage: Eukaryota; Viridiplantae; Streptophyta; Magnoliopsida; Asterales; Asteraceae. The transcript has a single exon. Bases 101 to 748 code for a protein of 215 amino acids.